CCGGGUUGUUUCGGACUGUUUCCGGUCUGUGUCAGCGGAGAGUUUCACUGGUUUCACUGGUUUCACUGGUUAGCUAACUCAAGUUUAUUAAAACGUAUUAAAACACAACAGUAUCCGGGAUGAACGCGCUGCUUCGGCGGGUCACAACCGGAACCGGAACCUGGCGAUGUUUCCACGGGACUCCCUCGAUGACCUUUGACCUGAGGAAGGUGGAGCUGACCCCUCUGGAGCAGCGUAAACUGACCUUCGACUCUCACGUGAUGGUGACGGAGCUCCAGACCAGCGGUUUUGAAAGGCGUCAGGCGGAGCUGAUCGUCUCUGCUCUCGUUACCUUGACAACGACCAACAUGGACGUUGUCUACAAGGACAUGGUGACCAAAGCCCAUCAGGAGAUAACGGUGCAGCAGAUUAUGGCUCAUCUGGACUCCAUCAGGAAGGACAUGGUGAUCCUGGAGAAGAGCGACUUUGCCAACCUGCGGUCCGAGAACACGAAAAUGAAGCGAGAGUUGGAGCAGAUUCACAACCGCCUGAAGGAGGAAAGUCAGAAGGUUCGAGCAGAAACCAAACUGGACAUAAACCUUGAGAGCAGCAGGAUGAGUGACGUGUUUAUUGAGCAGGAGAAGAAGCUGAUGGAGGCGGGCUCCGAGUUCCACCACAAGAAAGCCGACCUGGAGAACGACAACAUGGAGAUCAACAGGAACAUCGACCUGCAGGUGGCGUCGCUGAGGACAGAGCUGGAGUCCCUGAAGCUGCAGACCAUCCGCUACCUGGCAGCCACCGUGUUCUCCUGCCUCGCCAUCGCUCUCGGGGUUUAUCGCCUCUGGAGGUGAAGCAGCCGGGACUCGUCUUCCUCCGCCACACAAUCUAGUUCUGUUAAGUAAUCAGUGUACUUGUACCAAGUAGAAUAUAUGUGUACACAACAACAGUGUUGAGGUACUUGUAUUUAAAGUAUUACCAGCAUGUGAUGCUUGUACAUGAUACCUUUUGAUAUGUGGUAUUAGUACCUGAUUAUUAAACAUUAAGUAUGUGUAAAUGAUACUUUAAACUAUGGGCAGUAGUGAAUAAACCAGUUAAAAAUGUAAAAACAUUAUGUUUUGUGACGUCCAAAGUAAACAAAUAAAAGAUUU
Molecule: messenger RNA, 1127 nt
Organism: Pungitius pungitius (ninespine stickleback)
Lineage: Eukaryota; Metazoa; Chordata; Actinopteri; Perciformes; Gasterosteidae
Gene: ccdc90b
Product: coiled-coil domain containing 90B
Exons: 9
Coding region: 120-830 (236 amino acids)
Cellular component (GO): mitochondrion
Source: RefSeq, a predicted model, not a curated record